Molecule: messenger RNA, 6349 nt
Organism: Tribolium castaneum (red flour beetle)
Lineage: Eukaryota; Metazoa; Arthropoda; Insecta; Coleoptera; Tenebrionidae
Gene: NetA
Product: Netrin-A
Exons: 7
Coding region: 211-2256 (681 amino acids)
Biological process (GO): animal organ morphogenesis; tissue development; motor neuron axon guidance
Cellular component (GO): basement membrane
Molecular function (GO): protein binding
Source: RefSeq, a predicted model, not a curated record
CAGAUACGAGGUCGGAGCAGAGCAGACAGCGGACCGCCAGUUAUUCAACGGCAGUCGGAGUGAGGGAAGUGUUCCUCGAAUUGGACACAUCGCACGCGGACUAAUAAAUCAAAACUAUCGGCAACGCUGUUUUCGAAAUCGAUGUGUGAAAAACGUGUGUCUAAAAACAUGAAAUCGUUUGAUUGCUAAGUUGUGCGAUUCAUUCAUAACAUGUGCAGUGCAGUGAAUAUGUUAUUGUUACUCGUAAUUGUGCCCGUUGUGAUUUGUGUUUCUGAUAACUUUCUCAAGAUGUUCGAGGGGCAAAAACCCCCGGUUGACCCCUGCUACGACGAAGACCGCCCCCGUCGUUGCAUUCCAGACUUUGUAAAUGCAGCGUUCGGUAUCCCAGUAAAAGCGUCUUCUACCUGCGGUCUUCAUUCACCUGUGCAAUUUUGCGAAGUUUCGGAACCAGAGGGCAAUUCCCAGUGCUACAUAUGCGACGACAAAUUGCCAAAGAAUCGAUUUCCAGCAUCUCACCUCACAGAUCUUAACAAUCCCAACAACGUGACUUGUUGGAGGUCUGACCCGCUGCUUCCAGUGACUUCCAUUAAUGCUGCACCAGAUAACGUAACGUUGGUUCUCAGUUUAGGAAAGAAGUACGAGCUGACGUAUGUAAGCCUGCAGUUUUGCCCCAACACACCUAAGCCCGAUUCAAUCGCAAUCUACAAAAGCAUGGACUACGGGAAGACAUGGCAAGCGUUUCAGUUCUAUUCGACUCAGUGUCGCAGAGUUUACGGCAGACCAAACAAAGCAACCAUUACUAAAGUCAAUGAACAGGAGGCACGAUGUACUGAUGCUCAUCGGUAUACGGGAGGUGAUAAUCAAGGUUUCGGACAGUCGUCCAGAAUAGCGUUCAGUACACUUGAGGGCCGCCCAAGUGCUUUGGAUUUCGACAACUCGCCGGUGCUCCAAGACUGGAUCACCGCCACCGAUAUUAAAAUCAUUUUUAAUCGCCUUUACAUGCCUCUAGAGGAUGCGUCUUCCGAAAACUUCGAUACACUCGUUGACGAAUUAAAAAACAAACAAACAGACGAUGAUCUUAAUUUUACCAAAGAACCGGUCGUCCAGUUGGUGAACGAAAUGCAACCCUUAGACACGAAUGAUCCCAAAACACCCACAUCAGUGGAAUUGACUUCAAAUGGGGUAGCCGGUGGUUACAACCAAAUUACUCACCAGUAUGCCGUCGCCGAUUUUGCCGUCGGAGGAAGAUGCAAAUGUAAUGGACAUGCAAGUCGCUGCAUAACAGGUAGAGAUGGACAAUUAGCAUGUGAGUGUAAACAUAAUACGGCUGGAAAGGAUUGCGAAAGAUGUAAACCAUUCCAUUUUGAUAGACCUUGGGGCAGAGCCACUGCUCGGGACGCAAAUGAAUGCAAAGCUUGUGAAUGCAACCAACAUGCUCGUCGUUGUCGAUUCAACAUGGAACUUUAUAAACUGUCCGGAAGAGUUUCCGGUGGCGUUUGUUUAAAAUGUCGACACUAUACAGCAGGAAGACAUUGUCAUUAUUGCAGAGAAGGUUUUUAUAGAGAUCCUACAAAACAAAUUACUCAUCGUAAAGCAUGUAAACCUUGUGACUGCCACCCUAUUGGAUCUUCCGGUAGAACCUGCAAUCAAGCCACAGGACAAUGUCCAUGUAAAGAUGGUGUGGUUGGGACUACCUGCAAUAGAUGUGCAAAAGGUUACCAACAAAGCCGAUCCCAUAUUGCACCGUGCAUAAAAAUUCCUGUAGUGCAAAUAAUGGCUACCGAAGAAGAAGACAAUGAUUAUGGAGACGAAGAUCCAGAUCAACCUGCAGCUGGAGUUCAAUGUGGAAAAUGCAAAUCCAGCACGAAGAGAUUAAACUUGAAUAAAUAUUGUAAAAGAGACUAUGCUAUCAUGGCGAGAGUCUUGUCGCGAAUGGAAGGUAAUGAAGACCAACAUACAAAAGGAUGGACGCGAUUUAUGGUGAAUAUAGAAUUCAUCUACAAAAAAUCAAGGGAUUCUCAAAUACGUAAAGGCACUAUGCCUAUGGUCGUGCCAACAGCAGAUCUGGCUUGUAAAUGUCCUAAACUCAAACCUAGCAAGUCCUACCUGUUUUUAGGAAGAGAGAAAGACGAUUCUCCCGGAGGAGUUCUUACGGGUAGUUUAGGUGUCACAGAAAGAUCAAUUGUCAUUGAAUGGAGAGAUGAGUGGGAUCAAAGGAUGCGAAGAUUUCGUCGAAGAGCUCGCAAAUGCAAGUAAAUUAACUCGUACGUUAAUGAAAGUUACUAAAUUGUUCCAUACAUUUUGUAAAAGAUGCUAGCAGUGUCACUGUGAUUUAAUUUUAACGUAUCUGUUUAAGAGACUUAAAGCAUUUUAAGGGCGCGUUUAAAAGUACACUACCUCAUUUUAUCAUUAUCAGUUUUUCCUUUAGAGAAUAAAGAAAUCAAAAUAUUUUCCUCAUAUCCUAAUUAACGUAUACCUACUCUUCUAAGGUCCGAUUUCUGGUACGAUUACACUUCAGUUAAAUUUUAUCUCUCAGUUAGUUGCUAAGAAUAAUGCGCAUCUGAUAGGAUAGCUAUGUUGUAACUGAGGUUUAAAUUUAUCUCUUCGUUAAAAAUGUUUCCAGAAACUGGGCCUAAGUGACUUCCCACAAUAGUUAAACAAAAUAGUUAAACUAUUACUAUUUUAUUGAUUUUAAAUCUACACGAUCUCAUUACCUUGUUUUUUUUCAAAGAAACGUUAUUAAUGAAAACAAUUCCAAAAUAUGUGUAUACUUAUAAACACUGGAACACGUUCUUGAUCUUGUUACGGUGAUCAUUUAUCAUUUUUUAUUUAAAAUUGAAUUUUUAAGAAAAGUAACAAAACAAUGGUUUCUUUAUAAAUGGUUGUUCCUAAAUUUAACCACUUCCUUGCAGUUUCUAUUUAGUUUUAAUAUUCUUUUAUGAAAAAAAUUACACUUCAAAUUUUAUUAACAAAUACAGCAACAUAAGGACGUCAUCUAAAAUAUUCCAAAAAUAAAUAAAAAAAUUGUGUAUGUACCACCUACUAUUUCAUAUACAGGCUGAUUUUCUAAAAACGGCAUGUGCUUUAGAAUUGUUAUUUAUGUCACAAUUGCAAAAAUUAAAAAGUUUUUUUUACAACAAUAAACAAAAAAUUUAACAAUAAAAACACAGAAUAUCAACAAUGGUUGUGCUGCAUACUUCUCUAGACGAUAAAAUUUCAUUCUAUCAUAAAGUGAACAGUGGAUAAAAUAGCAUAUUUAUUGCUUACAACGGAAUAAAUGGCUUUUAUUCUUUGACACUCAGAAUUUACGACUUGUCUCCUGUGUAUGGAAGUUUUGACAACGGAUUGGCAUUCCUCAAUAUGAAUCGUCAAGCCUUGUUGAGUAUAAUUCGAAAAAUAAAAUAUUCUAUUCAACUCGUUUUCAUGUAAAUCGGUUAAUUUAUUUCACCUUGUGGAUGAUAAGAUAAACCUUUCGUCAUCACUCGAUAACUCGACGUUUAAACAUCCACUCGUGAAACUAAGCGUCCGAUUUACACUGUUCGAAUAGAGUAGUAUAGUAGCAUAAACUGUUAAAAUUUUUCUAAAUGUCAUGCUAUAUUUGCGGCAUAUUCAACAUUCUUAUUUUAAAUUGAGACCGAUAUUUUUAUUUUCAUAAUUUGGAAGGCAUUAGGUUUCUUUCCUAGAAACAUGUGUAAUAUGUUUUUACUAAUUCUACUUUUAAUUCAAAUUAUUGUUUAAAAGAAAGUUGAAAAAAUUAAAUAAAAGAAAAAAAAAUGUUGUUUGAUGUUAAUGAAAAAUAUUGAUGUAAAAAAUAAUCUUUAAAUUGAAUGAUGGUAAUUCGUAAUUACUUAACAUUUACUGCUUUUCGACAUAAUUCGACUUAAUUGUCUUAUUUGAUAGUAAUAUACAACUAGAUUUUGAUUGACUUAUCAAUUUUUUUUCAAUUUCGAUAUUUUUUUAAACAAUACUUUUAAUAAAAGUAAAGCAUUUUGCACAGUUUAUGCCGAAAAAACUAAUAUUAUAAAAAUUAUGAAAACAAAAAUAUAGAUUUCAAUUUAAGAAAGUUAAAUAUAAAAACACACAGAAAAAUGUUAAAAGUAUCAGCUUAUUACAAACCAUUCAAUAUAUUUUUUAAAUUUUGAAAUUGUUCUGAUUUUUUAAAAUCACCCUGUAUUAAUUCAAUCUCUUACGGAGUUGCGAUUUUUUUAUGUGAUUUGAAACCUUUUUUGUAAAGAAUAUAAUUUUGACAAAUAACGCUUGGUUUCAUAUUUUUGCUGGAUCCGUUUUAUGUGUUUCAAGAUGAAACUCAAAAAAUCAAAAUUUUGUAUUUAUGACGAAUAAUUAUAUUUACGCAUCUAAACGUCUUCCUCACAACAAAUUGAUCAAACUUUAAAUUUUUUUGUUGCCAGUAGGUUAAAAAUAACUAUCUUUGAGCAUAAGUUAGUUAUUGUCGCAUAACAAAAGAUAUAUUUUACCCUGUUUUCUAUAGAUCUUCUCACAGUUCACUAAAUUAACUUAGAGUUACUUCGGUACGCACCCUUAAGAGGCUUCUAUUACUUACCAAAAUAAUUUAAGCAAAUGCGAAAUUUUGUAUGUACCUACACUUAAUUAUAUGUAAUUACAUAAUUUAAUUUAAUUUAAAUAAAUUGUAUGAUUUUAUUACCUGUACAUACUAUUUUUUAUUAUUUAUGUACUUAGAUCCUGUUUAUAUUAUGUAUGUAUACUAUUCAUGAUGGGUUUCGGGUAUUAACUAGUAAAGCCUUUUAAUAAAAAUAUUGUAAAACAUAAUCAUAAUAUAGGAGGUCUGAAUCAAACAUGCAGUAUAAUAACGAUAGUUCUGCUGGAUUGAUUUUUCGGUCCUGUUGAUUCGUUUGUUAUGGUAGCGCUCAGCUCCAUUUGCGUGUGCGUCAUCUGACAUUUCUGUCACUACGUUUACAUAGCAGGGCCAUAGCAGUGACAAACUAUCAAAUAUUUUUUGAGGUUACGAAGUGUUUAAAUUAAAAAAAUACAAAAAAUACAGAUUCACAAAACAAGAACUAAUAAACGCAGAAUCAAAAACCUAACGAAACGCAAAUCACAAAACACAAUAAACGAACGGAAAAUACUUGCGUUUAACACCGAUGACACUUUCGACAACCAUGCAACGACGUCUAUAAUUUACUGUCAAUGUCAGAUUGACAAAUUCGUAACACUUGACGGUGUUGUCGAAGUGCACAUGUAAAUUAAUGUUCAAGGAUACCACCCUUAGAUACCCCUUAGUUGUUUAAAUUUGCAUUGUUUUUGACAAUUUUUUACAGCUUUGUGUUGGUAAUGAAAAAAUGAAAUUGAUGACGCACACGCAAAUCGAGCUGACCAGCCACUAUACAACCGUCAAUUUAUAUCCAUUUGUGAAUCAAGAAACGAAUUAGGUAAUAUUUAAAAAAAGUAACUUGAUAUUCGUAAUAUACAGAGUGGAAACAUUUUGCCGCGGUUCGUUCUGAAGCAGAUACACACUUUCAUAUAGAGGGCACUCUAGAUUUUUUUCUCAUAUACCAUACAAGUGAUUAUGGUGAAAUUUAAGGAUUUUGUUAGGUUAUAAAAAUUUAUAAAUGCUUCAAUUUUCUAGUUCCAGUUUUUACACAUACAGGGUGCUAUCAGUAAACCCAAAUUAAAAGGGCGAGGGCGUGGUGGUGAAACUAUAUUUUUUGAAAUUAAUUUUGCAUGCGACAGACAGAGUUCUCUUCAUGUUGUUAAUGUGUAGUAACGCGUAGAAAGAAACUAGGUAAGAUUUUUAAAUAAUCUCGAGUUGUAGUUCUUAGGAAGCUUUUAUAUUAUACUGACCUAAGGAGUUACCAUUUGGAACCUUUUAACAUUUUUUUCCGACAGUCGCCUAAAAGUGUUUUGAACAUAGCAGUUGUAUUAGUAUUAUUCCAAGAGUAUUUAACUUUUUUCAGAUGGCACUAUACAUAUUUUUCUUGUCAUUGUUUUUAUGCAAAAUUUUGUUAAUACAAUAAUUUUGGUAUCUUUAUUGUAAGUAUUAUAACUAUUUAAAAAAUAUGUUUUGCACCCAAGUAAUAAUAAAGGCUUUACUCUAUCGUUUGAUGUAGUUUUAUUUGCUUCAUACUUCGUUGUGCAAAUGUUUUCAUUCCACUCUGUAUAAAGGAAAAUUGCAGAUAUGUUCUAGAAAUUCUUAAUACCCGAGUUCACCGCCGUUGCUUAAUAACCAUAUGUAAAAUUUGAAUACAGUUAAUUGUUAGUAUAUAAAAGUAAGCUAAUCUUUUAAGUUAGGCCGAUGCAACCGGCCCUUAGUGGUCAGAUGUGAAACUUAAUGUAUUUAGAACGUUGAUAAUAAAUGUGAUAGAUGGAUUAA